AGAAGAGAUUGAUUACAUUACAGGUAUACAGGUCAGAUGUUACUUGUCUUCAACACCCCAUUGUAAGCCCAAUUCUCCGGCUACCUUUUCUAAUUACCGUAUUUUUUGCUCCAUAAGAUGCAUUUUUUUCCACCCAAAAAAAUGGGGGGAAAUGUCUGUGCGUCUUAUGGAGCGAAUAUGGAGCGGCCGGCCUGGAAUUCCCGCCGCCGCUGUGUUAGAAUACCGGGUUGGCUGCUCGGCUCUUCUGUGCUCCUCGGUCCUACCUGUUCCUCGGUCCAGUGCUGUCCUUACCAUCUUCUCUCCCCGGUGCCGGCAUCUUUAGUGUGGGCACCCAGCUGUGACAGCUUGCAGCUUCACAGCUGGGUGCCCACUGCACAUGAGCGAGAAGCGCUGCACUUUGAGAAUGGUCCGGCAGUCUUCUGGGACCUGACACGUCGCAGAAGACUACGGGGAGGGGGGACAACUCCACGGAAGUGGGAGCGGGUACCUUCUCUGACCAUCUCCUGUACCGUGUCCGCAGUCUCUGGUCAUUUCCUGCACCGUGUCCGCAGUCUCUGGUCAUCUCCUGUACCGUGUCCGCAGUCUCUGGUCAUCUCCUGUACCGUGUCCGCAGUCUCUGGUCAUCUCCUGUACCGUGUCCGCAGUCUCUGAUCAUCCCCUGUACCGUGUCCGCAGUCUCUGAUCAUCCCCUGUACCGUGUCCGCAGUCUCUGGUCAUCCCCUGUACUGUGUCCGCAGUCUCUGGUCAUCUCCUGUACUGUGUCCGCAGUCUCUGGUCAUCUCCUGUACUAUGUCCGCAGUCUCUGAUCAUCUCCUGUACUAUGUCCGCAGUCUCUGGUCAUCUCCUGUACUGUGUCCGCAGUCUCUGGUC
Messenger RNA from Staurois parvus, 870 nucleotides. The record is from the annotation of a GenBank genome assembly. NCBI's taxonomy places the organism in Eukaryota, Metazoa, Chordata, Amphibia, Anura, Ranidae.